This is a messenger RNA of Trematosphaeria pertusa, 2151 nucleotides long. Its product is annotated as GroES-like protein. NCBI's taxonomy places the organism in Eukaryota, Fungi, Ascomycota, Dothideomycetes, Pleosporales, Trematosphaeriaceae. Gene Ontology annotation, biological process: D-sorbitol catabolic process. Gene Ontology annotation, molecular function: L-iditol 2-dehydrogenase (NAD+) activity; zinc ion binding. The transcript has 4 exons. Bases 475 to 1659 code for a protein of 394 amino acids. The record is from RefSeq and is a predicted model, not a curated record.
GCCUCAUGUACCGGAGCUCCUAAGCUGCGGAUCCGGUAGAAAGUGCGUCGAAGCUCUUAGCCCCAUGCCCUGCCAUGCCAUCCUGGCCCAAGCUCCCACAACCCCGGUCAGUCUCCACAUGGAGAUCUAGCCUCAUAUAUAUUUCAGCGUAACGGGAUAAAGAAAAGGCUACGCGAAGCAAGCCAUCCCGAGUAGUCCUCCCUGCGCAUUCCCUAGACCAUGUACUACCGCCAGAUUGACCCGCCCCAGCAAAUGACGUGGUUGCUUUGGGAACUUUUUUCAUGCGAUUCACUAUCUCGCACCGAUGCACAAACGAGAACGCAGGCCUAGCUCGCGGUCGAUCGUGGGUAGUCCCAACAUGUUAUAACAGCGCCUCUCCACGCCUCCCGUGGGGUGCUCAGCUAGCUAUCUCUCCCUUCCUCUCUUCCUUCCCAAUCUCUUCCCGUGAAUCCAAUCCCCCAAAAGUCUUCCGUAAUGGCUCCUUCAGCUUUGGCGGAUAUCUAUCCAAUCCCAGCGAGGCACUACUCCAAAGCUACCACUGUCGUAGCGUCUGUCCUGCAUGGGCCAAGGGAUUUGCGGCUCGAAACUCGAACCAUCACAGACCCGGGGCCCCAUGAACUCCAGAUCGCUAUCAAAGCCACUGGCGUUUGCGGCAGCGACGUCUCUUACUAUAACAAGUUCCGCAAUGGCGAUCUCCAGGCCGUGCAGCCGUUAUCUUUGGGCCACGAGUCUGCGGGGAUUGUCGUCGCAGUCGGUGAAGCUGUGGCUGGCUUCCAGAUUGGCGAGCGCGUCGCAUUGGAAGUGGGUGUGCCGUGUGACAACUGUCGGUCAUGUCAGCGAGGUCGAUAUAACCUUUGCCCUGGCAUGAGGUUCCGAAGUAGCGCCAAGUCUGUGCCUCACUUCCAGGGCACGCUCCAGGAGCGCAUCAACCACCCUGCAAAAUGGUGCCACAAGCUCCCCUCUCACGUGUCGCUGGAGUCUGCUGCUCUGUUGGAGCCGCUCUCUGUCGCAAUCCAUGCGGCUCGGAGAGCGACAAUAGAGCAAGGCGACACCGCCAUUGUCUUCGGUGCGGGCACCGUUGGCUUGCUAGUUGCGGCGAUGGCUAAGUUGUCCGGCGCCACAACCGUGGUGAUUGCGGACAUCGAUAGCGGUCGCGUGAACUACGCUCUUGCAAACGGCUUUGCGCACAAGGGCUACAUUGUCACCCCGAGGAAACACCUGACAGAGACUGCGGAGAAGCUCGCGGUCGCGAAAGAUCUCGCCAGUGAUGUCAUCCAGAUUGCUUCUUUGAAUGAUCUUGACUUCGAAGGCGCUGACGUGACGUUCGACUGCACCGGAAAGGAGAUCUGUAUGCAGGCCGGACUCUAUGCGACAAGACCUGGUGGCAAGCUCGUCAUGGUCGGUAUGGGUACUCCAAUACAGACUCUCCCCAUGUCUGCCUCCCAUCUGAAAGAAGUCGACAUUGUGGGCAUCUUCCGCUACGCGAAUACAUAUCCCACCGGCAUCAAGAUCCUCUCCUCUGGCUACCUACCAAGUCUUGAUAACAUGGUCACCCAUCGGUUCAAGGGCCUUGCCGCAGCCAAAGAAGCUUUCGAACUGGCUGGAAAGACUGUCGACAAGGACGGCAAGCUCGUCCUAAAAGUCCUCGUGGAAGCUUAGGUCUUCCCCUAUUUGUUCUGUACGACACUCUGCUAAUGCUGGAUUUGGAUUUGGGUUCGCCGCUCUUUCCUUGCUUGAUAACGACGAGAUAGAUAAGAUUUAGAGGCACCAGGGAACAAAAACCGGUCGAGGGUGGCGUCUGGAAGCCCUUCUUGAGGAUUCUGUUUUUGGGAAUGAUGAGAGAUACCAAGUCGAGCCCGUUUCGGUAGUUUUCGGUUUUCCGGUACCGUUGGUUAGACUGGAGGAAUUCGGGAAAUUUGGAUACCUGGAAUUUUAUGGUGGACGCUAGUAUAGUAAUCGCUGAAGCAAUCAGUCUUUGAUUGAGCCUGUGUUGUAGUUGUGCGCUACCGCAGGUUGAUCGUCCAGGCGUCCACUUCGAGGUUGAGAGUCGCGGGGGACCUCAAGCAGCCCGUCUACCCUCGCACCAGUAUAUCCGCAAAUCAAGGGAAAAGGUAGAAGUAGCAGCUUAGGAAUUGAGAUCGGGCAGCGAAA